AUGUACAACUGUAAUUUCACAAGGAUGUUAACUUUCAUAACCUUAAUAAUAAAAAAAAAAAGACCUAGACUGUGCAGGACAGCACUCAAGAUACUUUGAUAGAUUCAGACCCCACAGAGGGGUGUCCCAAAUCGGCAACAGUCCCAGAGCCCAAGACCUGUUCAUUGAGUUUGGCCCACUUUCCGUUCAACACAGCUCGUGCUGGGGACGAAACAGCCCAUCAUGGACAGUUUCAGGUUUCAGCUUAGAGUUAAAACUGAUCAAUUAGGAUUUGUGGGUUUGGGGUCCAAAAAAAAGUCAGUGGCUUUUUUGCGGCAGCAGGAAAGGCAUGGCGCUACAAGGCCAGACAGCGGGGGGUCCAAGUCCAAGUGACAAGCAAUGCUUUCCUAAUCCCAUUCUUCCUUGUCAGCCUUAGAGUCCCUCCCACUUGACGCCUGAAAAACACACCUCAGGUCGGAUAAUCAUCAGCCUCUAAGGGUCAGACACAUGAUUUCACAAGAGCUCAUUAGCCAACUGUAGGGGGUUCGAGGGAUUGGAGGCUGACCCAGGAAGAAGAGAUGACCAGGAGAGGCAGCAACACAACACAAGCUUUACUGGGUGGUGCCUCAAAAGGGUUGUAUUAGAGGGGAGUCCCUCACAGCAUGAAAUCAUCCUGGGGUUUAAGGGUCAGGAGGGCACAAUCAGAAGGGGAGUGCUAUGGUCUGAAUGUUUCUGUCCCGUCAAAUGCAUAUGUUGAAACCCUAACCCCCAAAGCUGAUGGCAUUAUGAGGUGGGGCCUUUGGGAGGUGCUUAAGUCAUGAAGGUAGAGCCCCCAUGGAUGGGAGUCAUCCUGUAUAAGAGGCCCCAGAGAGAAUCCCCAGCCCCUUCCACCCUGUGAGGACACAGUGAGAAGGUGACGGCUAGGGACAAGGAGGAGGGCCCUCACCCCACCAUGCUGGUGUUUUCAUCUUGGAGUUCCAGCCUCCAGAAUGGAGAGAAAUAAAUUUCUGUUGUUUAUAAGCCACCCAGUCUGUGGUAUUUUGUUACAGCUGCCAGAUCGAGCUAAGGGGGGAAGGCAAGGGAGCUGUUGGGAGAGAGGCAUCGGAGAGGCAGCCCACAUGUCAAAGCAAUGUCGUUCAGCAGCUCGGGGAGUGGCCUGGGGUCUUAGGACCACAAGGCUGUAUCUUAUCUAUUCUUAGCAGAUGUGGGUUGACUUUUGGCAGGUUGUAAAAGGCCAAAAGUCCACUAGUACGAGCACUGUGUGAAACAAUCGGACAUAUGUGAAAAUUUGGGUUGGGGCUUGGCAGGUUUUUAAGCCAAAAGGACUCAGACUGCUGUCAAGAAAUAUACAACCUAGGGUCCCAUACACACAGGUCAUCCAUCUUUGGCUCGCUUGUAUAACACGACCUGAACGCUGCUUUUUAAAGCUCUACAAGUCUGUCUCUAUGUGGAGACUGCCUCUCUUUCCCAUGUUGUCUUCCUUUUUCCAGGGGCUCCAAUAAGCAAGAAUCAUCAGAAGACUUGUUCUGUUUCCAAUCCUCAGAGAGUUUACACGAGAGAGAGACUGGUUGAGACUGACUUUAACGCCACAAUUCCUACCGGGGUAACGUCCCUAAAGGAGAGUAAGGCUCGUGGAAGUCCCUAGAAUCCAGGCCUCCCUGUCUAAGGCAAGGAGGGGAGGCAGACUGCUAACAAGGCUUGCAUGUGGCUCGUUUAAAAAGGCACAUUUCAUCCAAUGGUCCCCGUGCCAUUUUUAGCCUCUAAGGACACGUUCCCUGGCGUGCCCUUAGCCUUGGAGCACUACAGAAUGAGAUGUCACCAGACAACAAAGACUCUCCUUUGCUGCUUGUCCUGCAGUGUGCAGGUGGCUUCAUGGCAGAGAGAAGGCCUCCCUCCGGGGUGAGGCUCUGGGCCCCAUUGCGGCUCUACUUCUUCCUCAGGGUGAAAGCUGGGCCCGUGACUCCACCUGCCAUGACCAAGGCUGGGCCUUUCCAGGUACCUGCCCAGGGACUGUGCUGAAGAGCAAAUGGCACAGACUCUCAGAGCAUUCGCACAGCCACUAUAACGCAGGAGCCCUCCAUGACUGCUCUUAUCAUUGCUGCUACAAUGCACAGCUGUGUUCAAGGACGCUAAACCCCAUGCACCUCCUGGUGACACAGAACUUCCUUCAUUCCAACAUGUAUACUUGGGACCGGGUUCACAUCAUGGUCUCUGCCAUGCUCAGGGUCCUCCUUCCUAGUCUGGAGGGGGAGACAGACACACCCAACAUCACAGUGGGGCAGGGGCACUCCGACUGGGACUGGACAUGGCAGCUAGGCUAUGGGAACCCCAAGUAAGGAGCUGUGAGGGGGACCUGGUAUAGGAGGAAGGCCUUACUGAGGAGGCCUUGGAGAGGGACCAUGACAAGCUGAGUGGCAUCUGGACAAAGAGCAUUGCCAUAGAGGGGGCAGCAGGAGGACACUUCCUAACAGGAGCUCCCCGCGUGUCAGACAAUAGCCCCAGGGGCCCAGUGGAGCCAGCCCGUGGCUGGAGCCCAGGAGAUGGUGAGCAAAAGCGGCUGCAGGGCCUCUGGGCUGGUGGACACCUGAGUGGGUAAGAGGAGUGCAGUGGCCAAGAGGCUGGAAAGGGCAGGCCUUGAUGUCACCAGGGCCUGUGUCUGAGCCAUGGCUGAGAAAAGACCCCUUGGGUGCGAGGCAAACCAACUGCAAGGUCAUGGCUGGUGCCCGAGGGAGGGAGGGCAGUAAGGAGGCUCCCACCAGGAUCCAGUUGGUGAGGGGGGCCAGAAGGAGGGGGAGGCACAAAAGGUCACACAGCCAGGCUUGCCCCUUGGCGGCCCCAGGCCUUAGGCCUCACAGGCCAAAACUAGGCACUUUCUCCAUGGCUGCAGGCUACGCAGAACCCACAGCAAGUCCAGACUGAAAUCACUUUCCCUUUGGGGUGGCUGUCCUCAGAGGCCAAUCAGCUGUGCUCUGCUAGAGUCACCUGACUGUGGGGCUUUGGUCCAUAAGGCAGCGACACCUGUGGGUCAUCUCUAGGGCCUCUGGAGCACUGAAGAGCCAACCAAUCAUUUCUCUCAAAGGGUCGUGAGCACAGCAGGUAUCUAAUAAAGAUUGUCAAAAUGGUGGCCACAGGGCCCAGGGUUGAAAAUCUGGGAAUGAGAAGGCUUAGUCGACAGAAGCCGUUUCCACAACGCCUUUCAUCAACUACACUGAAGUCAGCAUUGUGAGUAUUCCAUCUUCAGAGGACAAGAUGAGCCUCAUGUCCUAGAAUCUCAACCCUAGCAGAAAUUCGGUGACUCCUAAAACAAGGAACAUGAGCUAACGGGCCUACAUAAGACUUAGGAUGUAAGAGUGCCUAGAUCACAUCAAGUAAAUACUGGUUCUCUGCAGGAUGCCAGACUGUGGUUUUCUAAGACAUUUUCUCCUCUCCCACCAAACAGCCCAAUCCCUUUGUGUAAGUCAUCAGCCGAGUUCAUGAGCUAGCACAGGCCACAAGGAAAUUUCAUUCUCAGUCUUUACAGAACUCACUGAGGCAAAAUACUCUGGUGUACAACUGAAGGAAGCUGGCUGUUCAUCCAAAGGCUCUAGGAGCCCCCUUCUGAGAAGCCACCAAUGGCCGCCAUUUAAAUUCUUAGCCUCUGAGGGCAUGUCCCUACAGGAUAAACUGACUUCUUCAAUGAACACUAUGGAAACCUGUUUAGAAGCACAAAGACCACAGACCAAGCCCAAAUGUAGACCUGGGGGCUCCAUUAAGGAUUGCAGUCCCCAGACUGAAAGGUAACAUGGGAGAUUCUCUUUCAAACACUCUUUGCACUCCCCAUUUACAAACAAAGAAUUGACCCUCAGAGAGGGCAAAUGACCCUACUCAGUGGCAGCCAGAACAAGGACCUAGGAUCCUUGAAGGCGGGGCCUUCCCAUGGUACCACUCUAUCUCCAGAUGCAGAGUGAAUAUUAAGAAUGAAGUUGUCCACAACAGCUAGAGAACACAUAUCACCAAAUUCACUGUCGUAUCCUCUCCUCUGUGGUGAGGAUGACUUUCACUUGGGUUUUAUCCCAUUCCACAUCCAGACUCUCAUCUAUUUUUACAUACACAAUGAUGGGUAUCUUCGGUUGGCAUCCUUUACUCACGUCCAGCUAAACGAGUAGGAAUUUUCCUUGGGAGUGAGUCUGUGUAAAGGAGGCCCUUUGAAAAGUAUCUAACCCCAGAGCAGACAAAAUAUUCAAUGGACCUACCAUCCAGGUAAUGGCAGGGGAGGGACACAUUGGUGGGGGGUGGGGGUGGGCUUGGAGCAAGGAGAGCAGGGCUGGCUCAGGGGCGUAGGUGAGUGAAAUGCUUUGUCUCAACAGAACAGAAUAGGUGCUGAACUCCCCAAAUUAAGGAAUUAAAAGGGGAAGUACCAGAGGAGAUCCAAUUUGGAAGUGGGAGGCCAGAAAUCUGGGAGAGCAGAGGCCAAACCACUCUAGGGAAGAAAGGAAACAGGGCUUCAGAGGCAGCCUUCAGGGAGGCUGUAUCCAAGCAGCUGGGGAAGGUGAUUUGAAAAGGGCAGAUGCAGAUGUUCCCAAAGAGAGCCCGUCCAGGGCAACCAGAAGUUUCUAUGGGGAAGAAAUGGAAACUAAAGACAAUCGCACUGUUAUCUGGAGAGGGAUGAGAUUUGGGGGCAAGCAGAGCUCAAGAGGAGACUCCUUUCCAAGCACAGUGGAAAAUACGGCCAUCCACUGCCACACCGGUGCUGUGGGUAACACUAUCUGAUAUGCUUUGGGUGACACUGAGGUUGAGGAACAUCAGAAGCACUCCCACUGUGCCCCAUCACAGCACUACUCUGGGGACAACUUGAGCCACGAGCAAGAAAACAGGAAUGCUUGUUUGGGCCCAUCGGUGCAGGACCAACCAACUGGCAGGAGCAGCUGGAAAAGACCAAAGCAGGAAGUGGGGGUGGGAGGAAGGAGGGGGCUAUCAACCUAGACUAGGGAAAUCUGCCUGUUAGGGACCACUGUCUGCUGGGAGGCACGGUACCCCAGGGGCCCAUCAGACCCGCCUAGUCUUGGUGGGAACCAAGCUAGGACUAACCAGAGCCUGGCCCUUGAGCACAUCAGAGGGGUCAGCAACAGGCCCCCUCCCCGUCUUUAGGGGUGGGAUUGGAGAUAGGAUCAUGCUUUCUCAACCCAUCCAGGGCCUGGACUCAUGAAACAAUGUGCCUGGCGACUGAUGGGAGCCUUUUCUGAGAACAUGAAUCACACGUUUAUCUCCUUUUAGAAAAGAGAGAAGCUGGGACCCUGCACCCCUCCCCUCCUCCACACUUGGCCAGGGCUCCCUCUUCAGACCAGCUGUGAGCCACCCUUGUGACAUCAUGUGACAACUUAAGAGAACGAUGACGUAAGCAGCUGGUUGCCCCACUACCGAGACUCCAGAAUUUUGUGGACAGUAUUUACCGGGCAUCCCCACCCUGACCAAAGGCAUUUCUGACCUGAGAGUUCAGGGAUACGAUCUCAGAUAGAAAAUGUUCUUGACCUAGACUAGCUCCAUGACUAGUCAGAGUACCAACCAGAUAUAUCAAGUCAAGCAGGCCCCAUCAGGUGACCGAGAGCUAGCAACAGGGGUCCCAUCUAAUUCAUCCCUGGAUCCAAAUUUGGAUUCAAGGGAGAUUUUGGAGACCCACAGUGACCAAGCCAUGAGCCAAGAUCCAGGCCCCUGAGACAACCAGCGACCACAGGACCCAAACCAAGCCGCCAUCCACAUGGAAGAAAACAAUCUUCUCAGGCUCUCCUUCCCAAGAAAGCUUUGGAUGGUAGCUGAGGACGACGCUUUCACGUCUGCACGCUGGAAUGACGAGGGAGACAUCGUGAUCAUUGAAGAGGAUCUUUUCCAAAGGGAGAUUCUUCACCAGAGAGGCCCAAGGAGAAUUUUUGAAACAGACAGCUUGAAGAGUUUUAUCCGCCAACUGAACCUCUACGGCUUCAGCAAAAUACGUCCAAACGACCCUUCGCUUCACUCUCCAGGGAACAAGAGAAUGAUGAUGUACCGUAACUCCAACUUUCAGAGAGACAAGCCUCUGCUCAUUGAGAACAUUCAGAAAAGAGGCGACCUGAGAAUUAUUGCUCGGCCUGGGACCAGCACAACAACUCCAAAGAGAAAGAAGCAGGUAGCAGCUACGAGGCGCUCCCCAUGAAUCCAUCGCAAUGAACCCACCAAAGCAGCUGACAGAAAGGCCCAAAAGGAAGUGCCAAAAGCUCAGGGACCCAGUGACACCUGGUGGUUCUUGUGUUCUGAUAUCUGUUCUGUGAGAUGUGCCCUGGAAAAUGGUCGCCGAAGUGAGCCAGGCAGCCCAAGUGGGGAGGGCACGUCCAGGAAUAGUAUGUUUGUGCCCCUGGCUACUGCUGGAAGGGAGGGCGCAGGGGAACCACCCACCAGCCCCCCACAUUACCCAGAUCAUGAUUCGGUGAUGUCCUUAUACAACACCUGUUAUUCCAUCCUGCUGGCUGCCCUUUCAGUGAUGUCCUCAAAUGAGGCCCCUGACGAGGACGAGGAGCACAAGGGCUCCUCAGUUUACAAAUGUGUAGUUUGUCAGCACUGCAAGGACAAUCCAGGUCCCUAAACUCACAGAUCACCAGUGACAGAUAAAAACCACCAUUUAUAACCAUGAUGCGAAACUCUGAGGGAGUAAAUAAACAACCUAAUGAGAAUUGUGACUCGGUGUUCUUUCUAACUUGCGAUACUACACACAGCUCAUCAGAUAAGCCUGAGGAGGCUGGGAAUCCGGGCCCCAAACAGGCUUUGGUCCCCGGUGUCCUCUUUGAUUUGAAGAACCAGCAUUUUCACACAUUCAGCCAAGGACUUGGCUAGGGAGUAUCGAGGCAAGCCCAGGAAGAUCUUGUUCCCUGAGCCUGGCCUGGUGGUCAGGACACAGAACAGCCUGACUCGUGACCUUGGGGCUAUCGCCUUACACUAUUCAUGUAUCUUGAAACAGAAGGGUCUUUCCUCAUGGGUCCCCCUAAGAUGCC
Messenger RNA from Equus caballus (horse), 6977 nucleotides. Its product is annotated as heat shock transcription factor, X-linked member 3-like. Gene Ontology annotation, molecular function: sequence-specific DNA binding; DNA-binding transcription factor activity. Gene Ontology annotation, biological process: regulation of DNA-templated transcription. NCBI's taxonomy places the organism in Eukaryota, Metazoa, Chordata, Mammalia, Perissodactyla, Equidae. The record is from RefSeq and is a predicted model, not a curated record.